This is a messenger RNA of Camellia sinensis, 1847 nucleotides long. NCBI's taxonomy places the organism in Eukaryota, Viridiplantae, Streptophyta, Magnoliopsida, Ericales, Theaceae. The record is from RefSeq and is a predicted model, not a curated record.
GCAGUAGCUCGUCACUCCAGUGCCAAGCUGAUCAUCUCUAAACCCCUAAAACCCUAGCGCUCUCUCUCACUCUCUCUAAUACCGUCACUUUCUCUCUCUAACCGUCGAUGCCCAUGGCGCUGUCCUCUCUCCGUCUCCGCCGAGCCCUAUCUAUCUCCUCUUCCCUCAUCAAACACCAUACACCGAUCUCCACACUCCCUUCCAUUUCCACCUCAUCAUCACCCCCCUCCCUCACCAGCAACCCCCAAAACCCUAGUUUCGAUCUCCUUCAACCAUUCCAACAUCAUCUACCAUUUCAGUUCAGGCACUUCAGGUCGUCCUCGAUUCAGCUCUCGUCGGCUAGAACUCCGUAUCGAAACAACAACAACAACGAUGAAAUAGGGCCGGACACGAUUUUGUUUGAGGGUUGUGAUUACAAUCACUGGCUCAUCACCAUGGAUUUUCCCAAGGACCCUGCACCGUCUCGUGAAGAAAUGAUCGAGACCUACCUCCAAACCCUAGCCAAAGUCGUCGGAAGUUACGAAGAGGCAAAGCAGAAGAUGUAUGCUUUUAGCACCACAACUUAUCAUGGUUUUCAGUGUCUGGUGACGGAGGAAAUGUCUGAGAAGUUUAGAGGUUUGCCAGGGGUUGUGUUUAUUUUGCCAGAUUCCUACAUUGAUCCAGUGAACAAAGAAUAUGGAGGAGAUAAGUAUGAGAAUGGAGUAAUCACACCUAGACCACCUCCACUUCAGUAUGGGAGGCAAGGGGGAAGAUAUGGUGAUCGAAAUAGAGAUUUUAACCGGAACCGGCCUAGGGGUCCAAAUCCAAUGCCAAACCAACAAGGUAAUCCUGUGUAUAGCAAUCAGGGACCCAUGCACGGGGAUACAAGGAACUUUGGACAACAACAAAAUUAUCCGAUGCAGCCAAAUUAUGGUCCAGGAAGAGACCCAAUGCCAAUGAACAAUGUUCCCGGAGGAAGAGAUCCAAUGCCAUUGAACAACGCUCCUGGAGGAAGAGAUCCAAUGCCUUCAUAUCAGGCUAAUUACAGCCAAAACGAGCAAGGAUAUUAUAAUCCUCAAGGAGGAAGAAUCCCACCAGAGCAGAGGGAUUAUAUGCCUCCUGGGCAGAGGGAUCUCAGAGGAGACAAUAGGAAUUAUGGACCUCCACAGGGUGUAGCCCAUGGGCAAGGAGCAGGUGGAGAUUAUGGACAAGGACAAGGUGCAGGGGGGAAUUAUGGACAAGGACAAGGUACGGGGAGGAAUUAUGGACAAGGACAAGGAGCGGGGGGGAAUUAUGGGCAAGGGCAAGGAGCAGGGGGGAAUUAUGGGCAAGGACAAGGAGUGGGGGGGAAUUACGGGCAAGGUGCAGGGGGAAAUUAUGGACAAGGUGCAGGGGGAAAUUAUGGACAAGGAGUUGGCUCAUCUCACGGGCAAGAAACAGGUUCUGGCUAUGGGCAUAGUUACCCUGGGCAUGGAGAAGAACAUAGGUUCGCACAGGUGGAGCAGAGGAGCAACAUGCCGGGUGGGCCAAGGAACUAUGCAACCACAACACAUACUUGGCAUAACAAGUGAGUGUUUGAGAAGAUUCGAAUACCUUUGAGAUGAUGCGAUGAAAUAUGACUUCGCCUCUGCAUACUUGUGUAUGUGUGCGUGUGUAUGAGAGAGAAAAACGGACCUAAAGACAUUCUAGAUGCUUUCUGUGGUAAAUAGUCCUAAUCUGUCUGUGUUUCGUUCUCUCUUCCUCUUUUGGAUUAGACGCUAGUAGCAUUUGUUGUCACUGAGUUAACAUAUGCUGGUAUUAAAAUAACAUGAAUUGUGGUAUUCAUUUAUUUCAUGUUGAUCCAGAAGUUGGAUUUGUUUUGUUUCUAA